Fomitiporia mediterranea MF3/22 is the source of this 1509-nucleotide messenger RNA. RefSeq lists its product as uncharacterized. The coding region runs from base 1 to 1509 and encodes 502 amino acids. The record is from RefSeq and is a predicted model, not a curated record. NCBI's taxonomy places the organism in Eukaryota, Fungi, Basidiomycota, Agaricomycetes, Hymenochaetales, Hymenochaetaceae. The transcript is spliced from 7 exons.
AUGAAGCCUCUGAAAAAAUCUCUCUUGAAAGCUGGUGCUGAGCCAGUCAUGCCAAACAAUGCCGACUCAGACAAUAGCCUGGCUUCUCUCUACCUCAUCGCUUGGAAAGCCAGAGAUCCUGGAGGCGUUUUUCACAAAUUCCCAAUUACUCGUGACGACGAUGCCAAUCGUGUGCCGCUAUCCUUACCCGAUUCAGUCACUGCCCUGUCAUGGACCGUUGAGGGUUCUACUCCAGAUAUUUUGGAAGCCAACUUUCAAUGCACUGCAGUUUACAUCAGGGAGGAGUAUACGGUCAUGCUGUCUGCGCUCUUAAAGGCUCUCCAUAAAUCCGGAGGCGAUGCAUUUGGAUAUGAUAGAAUCGAUGCCAAAGCAUUCCAAGAUAAAUUUCCCCCUGUCAACCCAUUCGAGAAAAUGCAGGUCCAGAAGGUUACCGCGUGCAAAGCACCUUGCAUUGUUGUCACCAGAACCCCGGGAAUUGGGAAGAGCCUAUUCUUGUACUAUAUACUUGCCUUGCGUCUCCUUGCGCAGAAGUCGACUGUCCUGCUUUACAAGCAAGGAUAUUGCCUCAUUUUCCAUGAAUGUGGACAACGAAGGCGUCUGUCGCCCACCUCAUUUCCUAGAGGGGAAUGUAGAACUACGCCUCGGCUCAUUGUUGUCGCAACAUCACCAAGGAUAGAACGGAUGACGUUUAACAAGGACCCAAAUAGUCCUCGACUUUGGAUGCAUCCUUUUAAAGAGAAAGAGCUCUACGAAGCGAUGGGUAUGCAACUCAGGCGGCUGAAGGAAAUACAAUUACGAGCCUUUUUUGAUAAAUUCGGCCCUGUUGCGCGUGAAGCGUUCCAAUUCUCUCGGAAUCUAGAUGGUUACGAAAAUAUUAUUCUAUUUGAACUUGGCUUUACUUCGCUAGAAAGUCUUCAACAUCGCAUUGGCCAGGUGGUCUAUGGUCAUUCCGAUAGCGGUUUGUCUCAUAAAAUGCUUGCUACUUACCCUACGGAUGACAGUGAUCAUACCGAUUUCAAUGUUGCGAUUCCUACGAAGAAACUUGCAGAUUUGGUUUUUAGUCGCCUUAUGGUACACAAUAUGCAAGAAGCUAGGACGGUUUGCAGUAUAUUCCUCCGAUUCCAGAAGUCAAGGGCUGUUGCUAGCUACCUGCUGGAACCAUUCACCUUAAAGGUUCUUCCGGAUGGUGAUCAAUGGCGAGAAGGUGACCCUGAUGCACCGGUGUCAGAGACCUUUGAUCUCGUAGGUUAUCAGUAUCUUGAGAAGGACAGACCUCCGCCACAGGAGGUUGGAUUUUAUGUACCAACUGCAGCAAGUCAGCCCACCUUCGACGCAGUUGCGCGUGUCAACGACGCAGCCAACCCUUUUGUCAUUUUCCAAAUGACGUGCGACAAAAGUCAUAAAAUUAACUCUAUUGGUCUGAACUGGGUGGGACAAGGUAAAGUGGACAUCAUAGUUGUCACAAGCUGGGAUGGUGGGGAAGAUAUAGAGUCCCGUCGACCGCGGUAA